Egretta garzetta (little egret) is the source of this 6651-nucleotide messenger RNA. RefSeq names its product radixin (gene RDX). Gene Ontology annotation, biological process: positive regulation of protein localization to early endosome; regulation of organelle assembly; positive regulation of early endosome to late endosome transport. Gene Ontology annotation, cellular component: apical part of cell; microvillus; adherens junction. The record is from RefSeq and is a predicted model, not a curated record. Lineage: Eukaryota; Metazoa; Chordata; Aves; Pelecaniformes; Ardeidae. Gene Ontology annotation, molecular function: actin binding; cell adhesion molecule binding.
UGGGAGUUGCAAUUCUGAGUUUUAAUUAAUUCUGUCUUCGUGACUGGUUUGUGUCAGGCCUCGGACGCGUCCCUGCUUCUUACUCUGUCUUGUUUUCAUCAGAGAUGCUUGUCGUCGUGUUUAUGUCACGCAAAUGUGUUGAGGAUGCAUCUGCCUACACAGCGCUUUGCAUAUUCAGAAGACAGUAGAAAUACCAUUGUCUCUGUCAGCUCUUACACGGCGCAUUGGCACAACGCUGCUGGGCAGUGUGUGUUGCGAGGGAGGGUGUGGAAUUGGUGUACAGUAACGUUAUGGCUACUGUGAUGAGGUAGUUUUGUGAUUGUUAAAGAUAAGAGACAAGUAGUAACCGUUUAUUGAAUUAAAAGACUUGCCUCUAUUGAUCUAUUGAUUUAGCAUAAGGGGGGCUGUCAGAAAAAUAAACUGCAAGUCAGUGCAAUGUUCCCAGAUAAGCAACCUCCCAGCAAAUGGCAAUUACAAGGCAGUGGCAUGUUUCCAAGCUUUGUGCCGAAGUGACACAGCUCUCCCACAUCAGGUUGGGAGACUAGAAAGCAAAAGUACAACCAACACGCAGGUUUUAGGAAACACGCAGAAAAUGACAUGGUGUGACAUGUCAGGAGCUGUCCAGAGAGUUUUACUUGCAUGCUGACUGAAAGAAACGGUGUAAAAGUGUUUGUAGAGAUGACAGGAAGAGUUUUGGUCUGGGUAUUUCUGCCAUCGCAGAAGAGAGCGUUGCAGGGCUUGACGAUAAUAGAGCUGCCAGAAAAAAAGUUGGUUCACAGAAAAUUAGGUAAAGCCGUAAAGAGAGUGAGAAUAUGGAUCCAUCUACAAGAUGCAAAAUCAGGGGGGUAAGAAGUGUAGAGGCCAUGGUAUGAGGAGACAGUUCCUGGUAAAGAAGGUUACUUUAGCCUCUGACAGGGUGGGUAUAUGGGGGCCUUCAACAAUCUUGCUCAGCUUUUUGAGGAGGGAUACAUCUGUUGGCAGAGGUGAAGAGGGAUUUUGUUCAAGGUAUUACUUCUUUCUAUUGGAUGUGUUAAAUACAUCAAAGCUGUCCUAUCGCUUUGCGUUGCAUUAGGAGUCUGUGGGAGUAGAGGAAAGGGAGGAUUUUCAAGUCUGUAAAUGUAAACAAAGCGUUAUACAAACUUCUGAAGAAAGUCCUGAUUGUUGAAAGAUACUGCUCCAUUAAAGCAGCACUUGGUGCAUUUUGCAUGCUCAGCAAGUUUACUCCGGAGCUGAAGGGGCCUAGGUAAACUCUUCCCUUUCAUCGUUGAAGGGCUGCAUCUGUGAGCUAACUUUACCAGUAGGCUAAUCCUUAGCUGUGCUUUGAAUUUAAAACCUUCUUUUCCUUUCUGCUUUCAGACGUUUAUUAAUCACUCUGUGAAAUGAAACCUUCAAGUCAGGUAGUAUAAGGAAAAACAAAUAUUUCAUUGGCCCCAAAAGAGAGUUAAUAAUCUUUACAGUAGAACGUUUCGAUUUAAGAACUCCGUCUAGCGUAUAUGGAGACUGAUGCAAGUGGCCAGUUCAUGUUCAUAAGCUUCCUUUAUUUUAUGGAACUAGUUCUAAGAGACUUAACAGCAUUAUUCAGAAAAUAUAAUACCUGGUUUUGAAACAGGAUAUACCCAGAAUUUUGGUUGGGUCGAUAAUUCUUUGCUAACUGUGUUUUUAGAUAAAGGUUUAUUUCACCUUGAAACAACAGAGUACCUGCAUCAGUCACGCUUCUUAAUUUCCGUUUUUGCUUGUAUAUCAGAUGUAUGCGGGAAGGUUUUCCAUCCUCUCAUUGCAGGAUGCUUCGAAAUUUUAGGGUUAUUUCAAAUAGUGCAGUUGUGGGUACUUUGAAGCUAAAAUUUGAAGUAAGGAUACUAAACUUAAUGACUAUAAACUGUAUGUAAAUUGUAUAGCACAUCUAUAGCAUACCAGUUUACUUGACUGGUUUGUGUUGCUUUUUGUUUAACUACUGUGUUGGCAACUGCCAAGUUUUCGUUCGUAUUUCUGAAGUUCUCAGAGCUGCAGUUUGGAAGGAACACUUCACUCUUUGAAAUAUAUUUAACUAUAAAUACAUUUAAUGCAUAACAAUUGUACUGGUUAUACUGCAGUUAUUUUUCAGAGAGACAGCAAGCCUAUCUCGAGCAUUUCAAGCAAGGGAGGAUGGAGGGAAAUGGUGGUUUUAAGAAGAUGGCUUGUUUUGGUUCCCCCCUUGGCUGGCUUACAUCGCAGACAACUGUGUAGACGACCUCUCUGUCUGAAAAAGAUGUAUGCAGAAGCCUGUGGCGAAUGAACUUCUUCGUCGGGCGGCAGCAAGUGUGUCAUUAGGGAGCUGUUAGUGUAAAAGAUGAUUGCCCUGCAGGCAUUCACAGGCUGCUGUAGAGUAGAGAGGCAUUUUUGUAGAAAGCUGAGACCAGUUAGUCAGGUACUGUGGCCUGUAAGCUGCCUAUUGCCUCCCCAAAGGUCUAAAACUUACAGCUAUCACAAAAAAUGGAAUGGUGUCGGACUUGGAAACAAAAAAGUGUAUUAAUUUAAAAUAAGUUCCUGCAAAUAAAUGAGUUAGUUGCAUUGCUGUGGCUAAAGCUCUGUGGUCCCUGCCAUCUGUAUGUGGGAAAACAGAUGAUGAACCCCUUGCUAGAGCUGAGGAGGCCCACUGCUGAAGAGACUGCUUCUGAGAGAAGGUCCUGAGCUGACAGAAGGGGAGAAAGAGUUUGUAGAAGACUUAAGUGGGCAAGAGACUAAAGAAAACAAGAAAAAUGCCGAAACCAAUCAAUGUCAGAGUAACCACGAUGGAUGCAGAGUUGGAAUUUGCCAUCCAGCCCAAUACAACAGGCAAGCAGCUCUUUGAUCAGGUGGUGAAAACUGUUGGUCUUCGUGAAGUCUGGUUUUUUGGGCUACAGUAUGUGGACAGCAAAGGCUACUCAACUUGGCUGAAGCUAAAUAAAAAGGUAACACAGCAAGAUGUAAGGAAAGAAAAUCCUUUGCAGUUUAAGUUCAGGGCCAAGUUUUUUCCAGAGGAUGUAUCUGAAGAAUUAAUUCAGGAAAUAACUCAGAGACUUUUCUUCCUGCAAGUUAAAGAAGCAAUCUUAAAUGAUGAAAUAUAUUGUCCACCAGAAACUGCAGUUCUUCUGGCUUCUUAUGCUGUCCAGUCCAAGUAUGGAGAUUACAGUAAGGAGAUACAUAAGCUGGGCUACCUAGCCAAUGACAGGCUUCUCCCUCAACGUGUGUUAGAACAGCACAAACUGACAAAAGAACAGUGGGAAGAAAGAAUACAGAACUGGCAUGAAGAGCACAGGGGAAUGUUAAGGGAAGAUUCUAUGAUGGAAUACCUUAAGAUAGCACAAGACUUGGAAAUGUAUGGAGUCAACUAUUUUGAAAUAAAGAAUAAAAAAGGAACUGAAUUGUGGCUAGGAGUUGAUGCUUUGGGUCUGAAUAUUUAUGAGCAUGAUGAUAAGCUGACACCCAAGAUUGGUUUUCCUUGGAGUGAAAUAAGAAACAUCUCUUUUAAUGACAAAAAAUUUGUCAUAAAGCCGAUUGACAAAAAGGCCCCUGAUUUUGUUUUUUAUGCACCCCGUCUGAGAAUUAACAAGCGAAUUUUGGCACUGUGUAUGGGAAAUCAUGAAUUGUACAUGAGGAGGAGGAAACCUGAUACAAUUGAAGUGCAACAGAUGAAGGCCCAAGCUAGAGAGGAGAAACAUCAGAAACAAUUGGAAAGGGCACAGUUAGAAAAUGAGAAGAAGAAAAGGGAGAUAGCAGAAAAGGAAAAGGAAAGAAUAGAGCGUGAAAAGGAAGAAUUAAUGGAACGCUUAAGACAAAUUGAGGAACAAACAAUGAAAGCUCAGAAAGAGCUAGAGGAACAGACUAGAAGAGCUCUAGAACUGGAUCAAGUGAAGACUAAAGCUGCUCUAGCCAAGCAGGCAGCUGAUCAGAUGAAGAACCAGGAGCAGCUAGCGGCAGAACUUGCUGAAUUCACUGCCAAGAUUGCACUUCUAGAGGAGGCCAAGAAAAAGAAAGAAGAGGAGGCCUCAGAAUGGCAGCACAAAGCUUUUGCAGCCCAAGAGGACUUGGAAAAGACCAAAGAAGAACUGAAAUCUGUGAUGUCUGCUCCUCCUCCACCUCCUCCCCCACCAGUUAUUCCUCCAACAGAGAAUGAACAUGAUGAACAUGAUGAGAACAAUGCUGAGGCCAGUGCAGAACUGUCUUCUGAUGGUGUCAUGAAUCACAGGAGCGAGGAAGAACGGGUAACAGAAACACAGAAAAACGAACGUGUUAAGAAACAGCUCCAGGCUUUAAGUUCUGAGUUGGCUCAAGCCAGAGAUGAAACCAAGAAAACACAAAACGAUGUCCUUCAUGCUGAGAAUGUUAAAGCGGGCCGUGAUAAGUACAAGACUCUUCGACAAAUCCGACAAGGCAAUACAAAGCAGCGUAUUGAUGAGUUUGAAGCAAUGUGAGAGCUGUUAUUUUGCGUAUAUGUUCCUCGUAAAGCUGAACCACCAACAGAGAAAAAAGCAGGCCUUUGCAGAUUUGAUGGAUUGCACCCCACUUUGCCAAAGCACUUAAUACCAGUUUGACUACAGUGGCUAGAAGACAAAUUUAGGGGAAGCUAUUCAACAGUAAGGCAGUCUGUCAUCCCUAGCUUUUUUGGGGGGAGGGUCUGGAGAACCACAGCAGGUUUUUUUCCCCCAUCAUGUUUUCAGUUUCAUUGUUUCAUAUUUUUUUCUUUGGAAACUGGUGUGAAGUAUAUGACUGACAAGUGUAUAUGUAUUGCUUAAACAUUAAGAAAUAGAAAGAAGAAUGGAACUGAGCCUAAACCGGAUAGGCACUGUUUCAGUAUGAAGUUUGGAAUCACAUUUUUCACUGUAGCUACACUAUUAAGAGUUUGAUAUUGCUGACUUUCAGUUUAGUUUUUUUUAAUCCCAAGUGAAAUUAUUUGGUGUUUCAUGUCCUGUCAUCAUUGAUGGUUUUCUUUGCCUGCCUGUUCACAAAGGUCUGGAUGGCAGGUGGUAGUUCCAGGAAAUAUUUUUAAAUGGAACGCUACCUGUGGGCAGCACGUGGCUGCUGAUAGGCUUGAAUAAGUAUUGCUUUUCCUAGGUUGUUAUUUAGAUGCGCAAAAUGUUCUAAUGCAGCAAAGGAAAAAAAAAAAAUAAUAAAGCUUCAUGUGCUAUUUGCUUGUAGUUAUUUCAUUUGCAGUAGGGAGACCUGGACCUUUCUGGCAAGGGAGCAUAUGAAAACAUCAGUCCCAGGGAGGGGACAGUAUCCUACCUCACUACUAUAUACAUGAUGACUGGUCCUUCAAACACCACGAAAAAACCCUGUUUUAAAUUGACUGUCACUACACAGUGUUUAUCAUAGAAUGCUAGGAGCCCUUACUCCUAGGACUUUGUUUUACUUUAAGAUGGAUUUAUAGUGCUAAAUACUAACUGCCUUUUGUUGAGUUUAAAUUGUAAAAGCAUCUUGUGUGUUUUAAAGCUGUAACCUGUCACUGGUAUACUAUCUCCUGGGAGGGGUGUAGAAUGCGCGUGCAAGUUAGUUUGGGUUUCCAAAUACAAAAUGAAGGUUCCCAGAAUUGGAGUCAACGUGUUUGUAGCUUCAGUUUUCAGUGAAGCUAGUAUUGUAAUUGUCACAUCUGAUGUCAGAUCAUUGUUAUUAAGUCCUUCCCCUCUUGAAAAGGAGACCCGCUUUUUUGAGAAAUUUGCUUAGAAAUUGAACUUUAGAAAUAACUUUACAGUUAAUGUGGUCUGCAGUUAUUCCUUCUGUUACAGUACCCUAGUAAAUAUCUACAGUGGAAGAACCCUGCUUUCUCUGAGGAUGGUUCAGCUCUUUUCUGUUUGUUAUUAUGCACUCAUAAAUUUACACUUAUCUAUUAAAAUUUGCCAUUUUAUUAAACAUUUUUUCAUGCACAAUAGGUUUAAAUUUCUUAUGAACAGUCCAACUAAGUUUUUGGGUUUUUGUUUUUGUUUUUUUUUUUUAUUUUGCGGAGUUAAAGGUUGGCUAUGUGGGGUGACAUCAUGAAAAUAAAAUAAAGAUACAUUAAUAUAUUUUUGGUUUGUGGGGCUAAACAUAUCUGGUUGACCGUGAAGACUGAUGUGCAGAUGGUGUGCACAUGCUUCAAAAUGCUGCUUGGUGGAAGGUGGUGUUUCUACUUGCAGUGCAUUGUAAGAACAGCUUUUGUUUCACAGGCUUCGUACACUGAAGCUUAAGCAAAUUUCUGAGUACUCAAACAGUUUGCCAUAGCAGGUGAAAUACUGUGCUUCCAGUGAGUUUUCAUUUUUCCCUGGAAAGUGUGCACUAACACUGAUACAUCAGUUUCAGUGUUGGAGAAAAAAUACCAGUAAAGUUUGCUGUUCGUAAAUCUACAAUAUAUAGAGUAGGGCUAAAUGGAUUAGAUCCAUUUAUAAAACUGUGUGAAUUUUUUUUUUUCUAAACAACCAGAAACAACCAUUUGUAAUAUGGAUUUUCACAGUGAACAAAGUGGUAAUAGCUGCUGUCACCAGCAGUUGGGAACACUUACUGGUGCGGAAAUACUAAGAAUACAUUUAAUUAUUACUUGGUGAAGUAAUUUUCCACAUGCUUUUUCCUUUAGCAUCAUGUUUUGUGUUGUACAAUUAAGCUACAAUUUCAUCUACUAUUUUGGAUAACGUUCAUUGGUUAACAAUAAAGAGAUACAGUUAA